CUCGCUCUUGUGUGUUAAUAUCGUGAUAAAAAUUUUUUUCACUACUUGUAAUUUUUACUUAAUUAAAACCGAUAAAAAAGUUAUAUAUUUUUUAAUUUAAUUAUCUUCAAUACAUGGAAAAUGACUUUCCGUACACAGUUAACAGAAUGAGGAAAAUCUAUUGAAUAUUUUUCCAACGUGAACAAGAAAAUAAGAGAAAAAGAAAAAAAAUAUACGAAACGGUGUUGUGGUUUUUUGUGUGUGUGAGAGUUGUGUUGUGCCAGUCAUAUUGACACAUCAACCCAAACGACGACGAAAGCCCCAAUUUUUCGAUUGAAUUUCACAUGCAAAGACCUUGAUGCAUAAUGCAAAGUUUUUCCACAAAAACUAAAGAAAUGUUUAUAGUGCGUGCUUUAGAGAAAAUCCUUGCCGAUAAGGAUAUUAAACGUUCCCAAAAUUCACAAUUGAAAAAAUCAUGCGACACAGCUUUGGAACAAAUCAAAGCUGAACUAAUCAAUGCUGGUCAAAUAGCAGAAGGUAACGAGCUCCCUUGUGCUGCACUGCCACUGCCGAAAAACGAUGCAGCCAGCAUUAUAAAUGCGGAGACGUAUUUUCUGCCAUUUGAGUUGGCCUGCAAGAGUCGUUCACCGCGUAUUGUGGUGACAGCUUUGGAUUGCUUGGAGAAGUUGAUAGCAUAUGGACAUCUAACUGGCGCCAUUCAGGACUCUUCCAGUCCGGGACAUUUGUUAAUUGAUCGCAUUGUCAACACCAUAUGCGGUUGUUUCAAUGGACCACAGACCGACGAAUGCGUUCAAUUGCAAAUCAUCAAAGCCUUGCUCACUGUGGUCACCUCACAGCAUGUUGAGAUUCAUGAGGGUACUGUAUUGCAGGCAGUACGUACUUGCUAUGACAUUUACUUGUCGAGUAAAAAUUUGGUCAAUCAGACAACUGCUUGUGCCACUUUGACUCAAAUGUUGGAUGUGAUAUUUUCGCGCAUGGAAAAUCAAGUGUAUGAAGUAGCGGCUCAAGCAGCCCUGGCAGCGGCCGCUGCUAAUAAUGGCAAUAAUGAUGCAAACACAUCGCAAGCUUCGGAGGCCAGUGUAAGUGUGAAAAGUGUAAGUGGUACUGAAGAGGAAACUCCCGAAUCGGUGGCAGCUGCUGUAGUAGAGGAAAUAUUGAAUGCCGCUAUUACCGAAGUUCUCAAAGAAACUUCUCCCGAAAUUGUCAUCAAUGAUGAAGAGCAAACUGCUGCUACUAAUAAUAAUAAUAAUAGCAAUAGCACCAAUAACACCAGCUCUAAUAACAUAUCCACAACUGGUUCUGAAGGUAAUGCUAAUCACACCUUAUCGGACAACAAUUUGCACUUAAACUCAGAAGAAAGCGCUGAAAUGCAUAGCGAAAAUGAUGCUGUGGUCACAGCUAAAUUUACCCACGUUCUACAAAAAGAUGCCUUCUUAGUGUUUCGGGCAUUGUGUAAAUUGUCCAUGAAGCCUUUGCCAGAGGGACAUCCCGAUCCCAAGUCUCAUGAAUUGAGAUCAAAAGUUUUAUCUUUACGUUUGCUGUUGUCAAUACUACAAAAUGCUGGUCCAGUUUUUCGUUCCAACGAGAUGUUCAUCAUGGCCAUUAAACAGUAUUUAUGUGUAGCCUUGUCCAAAAAUGGUGUAAGUUUGGUGCCUGAGGUAUUUGAGCUGUCAUUGUCGAUAUUUGUGGCCCUGUUGUCCAACUUUAAAAUACAUUUGAAGAAACAAAUUGAGGUAUUUUUCAAGGAAAUUUUCUUAAAUAUUUUGGAGGCCACUUCCAGUUCGUUUGAACACAAAUGGAUGGUUAUACAAGCGUUGACACGUAUUUGUGCUGAUGCCCAAUCGGUGGUGGAUAUCUAUGUAAAUUACGAUUGUGAUUUUCAAGCGGCAAAUCUCUUUGAACGCCUGGUAAAUGAUUUAUCGAAAAUUGCUCAAGGCAGACAAGCUCUGGAGUUGGGUGCUAAUCCCAUGGAAGAGAAAUCAAUGCGUAUCAGAGGCUUAGAAUGUUUAGUUUCCAUACUAAAGUGCAUGGUAGAGUGGAGCCAGGAUUUGUAUGUCAAUCCAAAUAUGCCCUCACUAAAUGCCCAUGAAGGUACAGCUCAUAAUCGUUCCGCCAACUCUGCUGAUUUACAAUCACCCACAGAUAAUACAGAUGCUAUAUCUCAAAUACGUUCUACGCAUGGCGGCUCCAGCCACAGUUUAAACUCAUAUGGCAGUGUUAAAAAUUCAGAAGUUCUUGAUCUGCCUGAAGCUCUGGAGGAAAGAAAAAUGCGCAAGGAGGUCAUGGAAGCUGGCAUUGAGAUAUUCAAUCGUAAGCCUAAAAAGGGAGUACAAUUUCUGCAAGAUAAAAAACUAUUGGGGGUCACACCCAAGGAUAUAGCCAAAUGGCUGCACGAGGAUGAACGUUUAGACAAGACUAUCAUAGGCAAUUUCAUAGGAGAGAAUGAUGAUCAUUCGAAAGAAGUUAUGUGUGCUUAUAUAGACGCUUUUGAAUUUCACAAUCUUGAAGUGGUUUCUGCUUUGCGUAUGCUUUUGGAGGAAUUCCGUUUGCCCGGAGAAGCCCAAAAGAUCGAUCGUCUUAUGGAGAAAUUUGCCAGUCGUUAUUGUGAAUGCAAUCCCAAUAAUCCGCUAUUCCAAAGUGCAGAUACUGUGUAUGUUUUGGCCUUUUCCAUUAUAAUGUUGACUACCGAUUUACAUUCACCACAGGUGAAAAAUAAAAUGACUAAAGAGCAAUAUAUAAAACUUAAUCAAGGUGUUAGUGAUAGCCGAGAUGAUCUACCCGUCGACUAUUUGUCCUCAAUAUAUGACGAAAUUGCCGGUCAUGAAAUAAAAAUGAAAAACACGGUGGUUAAUAAACCGGGCAAACAAAUUAUUGCCAACGAAAAACGACGCAAACUUUUGUGGAAUAUGGAAAUGGAGGCCAUAUCGACGGCGGCCAAAAAUCUUAUGGAAUCUGUUUCGCAUGUAAAGUCACCUUUCACAUCGGCCAAACAUUUGGAGCAUGUGCGGCCCAUGUUCAAAAUGGCCUGGACUCCCUUCUUGGCAGCCUUUUCGGUGGGCCUACAGGACUGUGAUGAUCCCGAAAUAGCUUGUCUCUGCUUGGAUGGUAUACGCUGUGCCAUACGUAUCGCUUGUAUUUUCCACAUGACCUUAGAACGAGACGCUUAUGUGCAGGCCUUGGCUAGAUUUACACUGCUCACCGCUAACUCGCCCAUCAAUGAAAUGAAGGCUAAAAAUAUUGAUACCAUUAAGACACUAAUAAUGGUUGCUCACACUGAUGGCAAUUAUUUGGGCUCCAGUUGGUUGGAUAUUGUGAAAUGCAUUAGUCAAUUAGAAUUGGCGCAACUAAUUGGCACCGGGGUACGACCGAAAUUCUUAUCUGGUGCUCAGACCACUCUUAAGGAUUCGCUGAAUCCCAGUGUUAAGGAGCAUAUUGGCCAGACAAGUAGCCAAAGUGUUGUGGUAGCUGUGGAUCGUAUUUUUACGGGUUCCAUACGUUUGGAUGGUGAUGCUAUUGUGGAUUUUGUAAAGGCUUUGUGUCAGGUCUCAAUCGAAGAAUUACACAAUACCCAGCCACGCAUGUUUUCGUUACAGAAAAUAGUGGAAAUUUCCUACUACAACAUGGAGCGUAUACGUUUGCAGUGGUCUCGCAUUUGGCAAGUGCUGGGUGAACACUUUAACACUGUUGGCUGUAAUACCAAUGAAGAAAUUUCCUUCUUUGCCUUGGAUUCGUUGCGUCAAUUGUCGAUGAAAUUUAUGGAAAAAGGUGAAUUUGCAAAUUUCCGUUUCCAAAAGGAUUUUCUGCGGCCAUUUGAACAUAUAAUGAAAAAGAAUCAAUCACCUGCCAUACGAGACAUGGUGGUGCGUUGUGUAGCCCAAAUGGUUAAUUCGCAAGCUCGCAAUAUUAAGUCUGGUUGGAAAAACAUUUUCUCCAUUUUUCAUUUGGCAGCGGGAGAUCAUGAGGAAGCUAUAGUUGAGUUGGCUUUUCAAACGACCGGCAAAAUAAUAGGGGAGUUAUAUCAAAAGCAAUUUGCUGUUAUGGUAGACUCCUUCCAGGAUGCUGUCAAAUGUUUAUCGGAAUUUGCCUGCAAUGCCCGUUUUCCCGACACAAGUAUGGAGGCUAUUCGUUUGGUGAGAACAUGUGCUUUGUGUGUACAUGAAUCACCGCAACUGUUUGCCGAACAUGCUGGCAUGGAGAAUGAUAUUUCGGUGGCAGAAGAAGAUCGUGUUUGGGUCAGAGGCUGGUUCCCCAUGUUGUUUUCUUUGUCGUGCGUGGUGAAUCGCUGUAAAUUGGAUGUGAGAACCCGAGGAUUGACAGUGCUCUUUGAGAUUGUUAAAACCCAUGGAGACAGCUUUAAGCCUAAUUGGUGGAAGGAUUUGUUUAAUGUGAUUUUCCGUAUUUUCGACAACAUGAAACUACCGGAACAUGUAACAGAGAAAUCUGAAUGGAUGACCACCACCUGCAAUCAUGCUUUAUAUGCCAUUAUUGAUGUAUUUACGCAAUACUUUGAUGUCUUGGGUCAUCUAUUGUUGGAAGACCUGUUUGCUCAGUUACACUGGUGUGUUCAGCAGAAUAACGAGCAGUUGGCCAGAUCUGGCACAAAUUGUUUAGAGAAUUUGGUUAUAUCGAAUGGUUUUAAAUUCAAUGAAGCUACCUGGGAUAAAACUUGCCAAUGUAUACUGGAUAUAUUUAAUGCUACGCUGCCAGGAGAGUUGUUGUCAUGGCGUCCAAAUCCCCAGCUACAACAACAAAUGCAGUUACAGCAGCAACCACACCACCAGACACAUCAAGGUCAAGUACAGUAUCAAACAGCAGCUCAUAAUAAUCCUCAAACUCCCCACUUACGCAAAGGUUCGCAUCCUCGUGUGAACGAUACUCUAAAUCGUUCAUAUUCUCAACAUUCCGUUUAUAGUAAUUCGGGAAGUUAUGAUGAUGAUCACACCCAUCAAUCCCACCAUCAUCAUCAGCAACAGCAAUCGUUGCACCACCACCAACAUCCGCAUGCCACUCCCCAACAUCCAAUUGUUCCACAAAAUCCGGCUUUGUUUGAAAGUCUCAAUAUCAAAUGUGUUGUACAACUAGAGCUGAUACAAACUGUUGAUAACAUCAUCUUUUUCCCGGCCACCUCCCGUAAAGAAGAUGCUGAAACAUUGGCGCAGGCCGCCGCAGAUUUAACAGGCAAUCUAACUACUCACCCCAUGCUUGAUUGUCAACGUGAAGAGCAGGGCAUGUACAGCUAUUUACGUACACGCCAACUACUUACGUUGGCCGAUUGUCUAAUGCAAUCCCAUCGCUUUGGCAAACGUUUUAAUGCUGAUCAGGAACAACGUAAUAUAUUGUGGCGUGCUGGUUUUAAGGGUUCCAUCAAACCGAAUUUAUUAAAACAAGAAACCGCCUCAUUGGCCUGUGUGCUCAGAAUCUUCUUUAAAAUGUAUGGCGACGAGAAUAGACGCAGCGAUUGGCCAGGCAUCGAACAGGAAUUAGUGCAAGUGUGUAAAGAAGCAUUAACAUAUUUCCUUAGUUUACAAAGUGAAGCUCAUCGUGAUGCAUGGACAUCGCUGUUAUUGCUAAUUUUGACAAGAUUACUUAAAAUGUCCGAUGCAAGGUUUGCUACGCACGUCUCUAACUAUUAUGCUUUAUUAUGUGAAUUAAUGUGUUUCGACUUGAAGCCCGAAUUACGAAGUGUCCUUAGGCGUGUAUUUUUACGUAUUGGUCCAGUGUUUAAUAUAUUAAAUGUAAAAUAGUGGUACUGAUACCAUAACUACUACAACCAAUUCCAUUAAAAUUCGACUUUAAAUUUUAAAAUAAAAUUAUAUAUAUAUAUAAAAUAAUAAACAAUUUUCGAGAGAUUUACGAAAUACAUGCGAAAUACUAUUCAAAUUAAAACAAUUGUUUUUUAAACAAAUAAAUUAUUAUACAAUUUAUAUACAUACAUAUAUUUAUUUAUCCUUUAUAUUAUUAUUAUUAUUAUAUAAUCUAUACAAUUCAAUAAAAUAUUGUAAAUUGGUCAUUUAAAGAAAAAUAGUACAUUAAACAUGUAACAUGUAUUAAAAAAAAAGGUUUAUGUUCUGGUAUUGCAAUAUAACUGAAAUUUUUAAUUUCAAUUUAUUAUUUAAUCUAUUGUUUUUUUUUUGUUUUGUUUGUUGUGUAUGUUUCAAAGAAUUCCUUUAGUUUUUAGUCAUAAGUCCAAAUUUAAUAAAGAUUGUAAAAAAAUGAAGUUUGUUUAAAAUUUGUAAAAUCAAUAACAACUUAUUAAAAUAUGUUUAAAUUUUUCUAAUUUCAAAAUAUAAAAAUAACUAGUUCUAGAACGAGUGUAAUCUAAAGCACUUCCCAGCAGUUCUAGAAGACUAUCCAGAACUAACGAUUUUACCUAUCAUUUAGGUUGACAGCUAGUUAUAUAACUAGCUACGUGACUAGUUAUUUUAGCACGUGGAUGUCCUAAUCAGGGGUUCAAUUGAUCCUUUUGGAUUACAAUAAGACUGUCUGAUAGAUGGUCAAAAGUAGUCAACGCAUUGGAUUCACAUACCGGUUACAUGGAUUCAGUUAACUUACAAGCUACCUAACUGUCAACAUAAGUAGUUAUUUUAACAUGUACGGAUGCUAAUUGAGCUCAAAAAUUCUGUCCAAUAGCCGAUUGUUUGUAAGUGAGUAAGUGACUACACUUUUGACUACUUAGAGACACUUAAGUGACAAUUGUCUGCACCAGAGAUUACAUGUGAUGUAUAAAGUAACCAAUUGACCCAAAAUGUAUAAAUUGGAAUCAGCCAAGUGGUCAGACAUUAGUGACAAUUACUGUCCAUAACGAAUACAUUGACUAUUUGCUUAACUGCUGAGUUUAGAUUUAUUGAAUGCCAGUAUUGGAACUUGUGAGGCCGCAAUUACUUCUAGAACUUUUUCUAUGGAAUGCUAUAUCUAUAGAAAUAUUAUAGAAACAUUAAACCAAAAAUCACGAACGGAAAACCUAGUUCCAGAACUGUUCCUAAGAAUGUGUGUUUGCUUCCUAAAGCUUCUCUAGAACUAAUUUCGAGUGUGGCAAUUUCAAACGAAAAACCAUUGAUUAAAUAAAUUAGCACCUUAACGCUUUUAUAUGUACAGUUCUGGAGGUGACAAUUUCAAAUAAGAAUCAUUGGUACCAAUACCAAAUAAGAACGAGUACUGGCUGUAUGCAUGCGUUCUAGAACUAGUUGUGGAACUAAUAUUUUUGAUCAGUGGAAUAUUGAAAUAAAUUUAAAUUAUAAUAAUCAGUCCAAUUAUGAAAAAAAAAUUUUUCCUAUUCAAAUUCUAUGUUAAAAAAAAGAAAAGGGGAAUUUUUUUCAUAAUUGGGCUGAAUUUAAAAAUUGAUUGAAAUAAAACUUAAGAUUAUAUGUUGAAAAAUUUAAAGGAGUUUCUUUUUUUUAACGAAUUUUUGCCUCUCAAACUCGAAUAAAAGUUUAGUGCAAACGAAACACAUUUUUGGAAAUUCUUGUGUGCUUUGAAACUUUUUUUUAUAAAAAAUUUUGAAUUUGAAGAUAAAAUCAUACAAAAUUAAAUUGAGAUUUUUAUUGCAAAUUAACAAUCAGUUUCUGUAUAACAAGCCUGCAUUUUGAGUGAAUAUUUUACAUGUAUGUAUUUUUUUUGUUUUUUUUACAAAAAAAUAUGGAAACUGGCAGUAAAGCUUUUAAUUUAAAAUUUAAUGCAGAGUAAAUUCUUUCAUAAAAUCUACAGAAAGUAUUGUUGUUUAAUUUUUAUAAAAUAUUUAAACGAUUUUGAGAUUCGAGAUGAGAUUUGGCCUCAAAGAACAGUUUAUAUAUAAUUAGCCUUAUUAUCCGUUCAUAUAAAUAUAUAUAUACAUCUACAUAUACGCAUAUUAACCAUUUAUUAAUCUUUACUUCAUCUACUUAUAUUAGACUAGUCUAAAACGAACUAUUAAUCUUUCUAUAUUUUGCACUAAUAAACAUUUUCUAUACUAAAUAGUGUAAUUGUUAAGAAAAUUUCUCACACAUUUAUUUUCCAUAAAAAUAGGAAAACCUUCUUAUUUGCUUCUAAAAUCCCUGUGUAAAAAAUAAGAAAUUCAAUCAAGAUCGAUCAGUAUACAAACUAGAAAAUUUAUUAAUAUAUGAAAAAUAAAAAGAAAAUACCUAUAAUAAAUUACAAAACCCAAAGUGUGUGAUUUUGUGUGACUUGUUAAUAAUAAAAUUUGUUGAAUGAAAAAUUUACAACACCAAAAAAAAAACUGUCCAUAGUUUUGUUGUCUUUAUUGUGUAUUUCAAUUCAUGGAGAAUUUAAACAAAAAAAUAAGUUAUUUCUGGUUAAUAACAAUAGCAAAAACUAUAAAUAUUUAAAAAUAAUGAUUAAAUAAAUAUAUACAUACACACACAUACUACAUACAUACAUAUAUAUAAAUAUAUAGAGUGAAUAAUAAAAAUAAUUAUAAUUAUAACAAUAAAAUUAGUAAUAAUAAUAACAAUAAAAUGUAUAUUACAUAGUAAAAGUGAAAUUUAUUUAAAUAAAAAUGAUUAUUCUUACAAUAAAAUUAUUUUAAAAACAA
Molecule: messenger RNA, 8527 nt
Organism: Calliphora vicina (urban bluebottle blowfly)
Lineage: Eukaryota; Metazoa; Arthropoda; Insecta; Diptera; Calliphoridae
Gene: Sec71
Product: ADP ribosylation factor guanine nucleotide exchange factor Sec71
Exons: 4
Coding region: 345-5744 (1799 amino acids)
Biological process (GO): regulation of ARF protein signal transduction
Molecular function (GO): guanyl-nucleotide exchange factor activity
Source: RefSeq, a predicted model, not a curated record